AUGUCCAACCGCGGCAGGUUUAGCGGCCUUGCGACUUGGUUCGACAAAAUUGCAGCAUUCAGCAUUGAGUCCCUCUUCGUAAAGGAAAGGUCGCCUGGACCAAGGCGGACGGUCUUUGUCAACGAGAGUCUACCGGAAGACUAUUAUGACAAGAAGGGGCGAAUAAAGAAGGACCAUGUUUAUGCGUCGAACCAGGUCAUCACUUCCAAGUAUAACAUCAUUACUUUUCUACCGCGGAAUCUACUUGAGCAGUUCAGACGGGUGGCGAAUGUGUACGUUCAAUUUCCUUCAGCUUCUUCAAAUUCACCAACCGGUCUUCAGUUUCUUCCUUGGCAUCGCUAUCCUACAACUUCUCCCCCAGUUCUCCACCGUUUCCCCUGGUCUUGUUAUUCUUCCUCUUCUUUUCGUUCUCGGGAUCACUGCUCUAAAGAUGGUUAUGAGGACAUUAAACGCCAUCAAUCUGAUCGCCGAGUCAACCAUGGCACUGUCCGCAUUCUCACUGGAGGCAAUCGGAUUAAUACCAACGUCACUGGCGACAAAAGUCAUGACCUCAUGCACCACGUAAACCGCUACCUUAUCCCUGCGAGGUUCAGAAAAACGAAACCGCCUACUCUACUUGCGGAAAAGGUAGAAGGGAAGGAAGGUCUCGAAUCAGAUCCACUGUCGCUGCUUCCUGAUAUUGAGUUCGAUGACGGCGCCGAUCACCCUCACCACCACCAUCACCACCACCUCUUCGGUCACCACUCUCACCCUAGUCCUCAUUGGAAGAAGGCGCUUUGGGAGGAUGUUUGCGUUGGUGACUUUGUGAAAAUCUUAGACAACGAGUCUUUACCCGCCGACAUUCUCAUAUGCGCAACGUCCGAGGACGAGAAUUUCGCAUUUGUCGAGACGAAGAAUUUGGAUGGAGAAACCAAUCUCAAAUCGCGAAACGCCGUUCCUUCAUUGACACAUUUGGUGAACGCCAAAGCGUGCUCGGAGAGCAAGUUUACCGUCGAUUUGGACCGUCCGGACAACAAUAUGUUCCGUUUAAAUGCCACGAUCAAGGCAAAUGGCGAACAGGCUCCAGCGGAUAUUCAGAUGACGCUGUUGAGAGGAGCGGUACUGAGGAAUACUGGCUGGGUUAUCGGCCUCGUUCUAUUUACAGGCGAGGACACCAAAAUCGUGCAGAACUCGGGCCGAGCGCCUAGCAAGAGGAGCAGGGUAGAAAGACAAAUGAACCUUCAAGUAUUUCUUAUUUUAGUAAUCCUUGUAUGUAUGGCAGUUGCAUGUGCCGUCGCUGAUUCUGUCUUGGAGCAACAACAGUAUCCUCAAGGCGCACCAUGGCUCUAUGGUGACAACCAGAGUGACGAUAACCCUACUAUCAACGGUCUCGUCACUUGGGCCUUCGCUCUCAUCACGUUCCACAACGUCAUACCCAUUGCACUGUACAUUUCCAUCGAAUUCGUUAGGACAUGGCAAGCCGCCUUCAUAUAUUUCGACUACGAGAUCUGGUACCCAAAGACAGACCAAGCCACUCUUGCUCGGUCGUGGAACUUAUCUGACGAUCUUGGACAAAUUGAGUACAUAUUUUCGGAUAAGACAGGUACUUUGACUCAGAACGCUAUGAUAUUUCGACAGUGUUCGAUCGGCGGUAAAAUGUACGUUGGCGAGGAAGCACCUCCGGCCGCCAUCUCGGCAGAUGAUCAUGCUGCUAGCGGUGACGGACCCUCAGCGACUGCUACUGAGCCGGUGCCCGCGCCCGCGAAGGCCGUAGAAACCCACUUCCACUGCGAACCACUCGAGAAGGACAUUGCUGCUGCCCUGCAGUCGAGCUCGGCGUCGGAGAAUACUGCUCAUGCACAGGCUUUGAAUGGCUUUUUCUUGGUCCUGGCCUUGUGUCAUACCGUUCUUACCUCCAUCGAUCGCGACACUGGAAAGAUCGAAUACAAGGCCCAAAGUCCGGAUGAAGCGGCACUGGUACGUGCGGCGGCGGAAGUAGGAUAUGUUUUCCGUGGUCGCGACAGGGAGGUUCUGACCUUGCAAACACCCUUGUCCACCGGCCCCGAGGAUGUCGAACGCUAUGAGAUCCUCAACAUCUUGGAGUUCACUAGUGCCCGGAAGAGGAUGAGUGUGGUUCUGCGGAAGCUGGACGAUGCAGAUGGCAGACUGUUCUUGCUGACGAAGGGAGCAGACAAUGUUGUUUUUGAGCGACUACGGAAAAGCGGAGAUGAAGGAUUGCGGGAGUUAACCGAGAUGCAUCUGAGUGAAUUCGCCAACGGAGGAUUGAGGACAUUGGUUCUCGCAUAUAAAGUCAUCAACGAGGACGAGUAUGCUGCUUGGAGCGAACAUUACCAUGAAGCCACCGUGGCGCUCGAUAAUCGGGAAUCACGCAUAGAAAGCGUUUCUGACGAGCUGGAACAUGAUUUACGAUUAUUGGGUGCCACAGCUAUCGAAGAUAGUCUGCAGGACGGGGUGUGGGUAGCGACUGGCGACAAGUUGGAAACGGCUAUUGCUAUCGGACAUAGUACCAACCUGAUCGGUCGAGAGUCCAACAUCAUCGUUGUUAGGGGUGGAAAUAAUCGUUCGCGAUCAGUUUAUCAGCAGAUGCUUCAUGCAGUCGAGGAGUUCUUCCCCGAAAGUGGGAUUCUUGACGACCAGCGCUUGCUGAAAGAGCACAAGUUGGCAUCCGUCUCUUCUGGGGACGAUAAUGCAUUGCGGAGGAUCGAGACGGGAAUCUCUUCGAUUGUAGGACCAAACAAUGGUGAUCGACCCGGUGGAUUCGUUCUAGUCAUUGACGGCACGGCGUUGGACUAUGCAAGUUUCGACGCUUUGGGUGAUGAAGCGCACAAAAGCUUAUUGCUGAAGCUCACAAUGUUUUGUGAAGGUGUGAUCUGCUGUCGUGUAUCCCCUUUGCAAAAAGCCUUGGUCGUCAGGCUAGUCAAGGAUGGCCUUGGUGCUAUGACUUUGGCUAUUGGGGAUGGGGCAAACGACGUUAGCAUGAUCCAGGCCGCUGACGUCGGUGUCGGGAUUUCUGGCAUGUUCAAGCUCAGUAUAAUAUCAUUACGACCAACGCACAUGCUAAUCAGUCGACAGUUCCGAUUCCUCAAACGACUGCUUUUUGUUCAUGGGCAUUGGUCAUACGCUCGCAAUGGAAAUAUGAUUCUGAAUUUCUUCUACAAGAACAUUGUUUGUGCAGGCAUUCUUGGGUGGUUCCAAAUUUACUGUGGUUGGAGUUCCUACUACGUAUUUGAAUAUACAUAUCUCCUAUUCUGGAAUGCCUUCUGGACUUUUGCGCCUGUCAUUGUCAUCGGUCUUUUUGAUAGAUUACUAGACGCGGACGUUUUGAUGGCUAUACCCGAGUUGUAUCGUUCUGGCCGUGAAGGCAAAUGGUUUGGCCUCAAAUGGUUCACCGUCUAUGUGCUCGACGGUGUAUAUCAGUCUGCUAUCAUAUUUUUCUUCAUUCUCUAUGGCUACUUUUCUCCCACUUCAAGAGCUGAUGGCUACGAACAAUAUCUCCUAGAAUUCUCAACUACAAUGGUAUUCUCUGGCGUCAUUGUUGUUAACCUUUUCAACGGUAUGAAUACCCAUGUCUGGAACGGCUGGGUAUUCUUCGCUGUCUUCAUCGGUAUUAUUCUCGUAUGGUUAUACACGAUCACCCAUGACGCCAUCUCCCCAGAUUGGUUCGUUAACAGCAUAUAUCUGUUCAGAUCCGCACUCUUUUGGCUUUCCCUUCCAAUUACUGUGUGCGUUUCGUUGGCGCCGAGAUACGUCGCCAAAGCAUGGAAGUUCGGCUUUGCGCCUGAUGAUGUUGACAUCCUGCGGUACAUACGAAAGGUCCACCCUGACCGAGACUUACGCAGUACGCAUCAUGAAGAGGGUAUUGGCCUACAAGCCAUGAAGAGACCGGUUUAUGGAGAUGAUGUGCUUUCAAGACGGGCGUCUUACGCCUCCAUGGUUGCUGGACCGUCGAGGCUUGGAUUACAUUCGGCCGUGGACAUUCGGUCUGCCAGUCGGACAGAUAUGUCGACCGGCAUACGGUCGGUGCAUCGUGGAUUUGACUUUGCUACCGAGGAAGGAGGAGUGGCUAUAAGCAGGAUGCAGAGUCAUUUGUCGGAGAGGAGGUCGAGUAGUCGCAACCUGACCGAAUUUCCUAGUAUGGCUGGUCGACACAAGUCAGGCAAGAAGAGCACCGAUGGGAAGAAGAGUUCUAAUGGACCACACCACGGUUUCUCGAUACGGAAGGGGCUACGAAAGUUCAGGGCUACAUCUGGUUCCGAAAACCCGUCAUAG
Messenger RNA from Desarmillaria tabescens, 4269 nucleotides. RefSeq lists its product as uncharacterized. The record is from RefSeq and is a predicted model, not a curated record. Gene Ontology annotation, biological process: phospholipid translocation. The coding region runs from base 1 to 4269 and encodes 1422 amino acids. NCBI's taxonomy places the organism in Eukaryota, Fungi, Basidiomycota, Agaricomycetes, Agaricales, Physalacriaceae. Gene Ontology annotation, molecular function: ATP binding; ATPase-coupled intramembrane lipid carrier activity; magnesium ion binding. The transcript has 15 exons. Gene Ontology annotation, cellular component: plasma membrane; trans-Golgi network.